Messenger RNA from Drosophila obscura, 1831 nucleotides. RefSeq names its product EH domain-containing protein 1 (gene Past1). Bases 94 to 1716 code for a protein of 540 amino acids. Gene Ontology annotation, molecular function: GTP binding; protein binding; calcium ion binding. Lineage: Eukaryota; Metazoa; Arthropoda; Insecta; Diptera; Drosophilidae. The transcript is spliced from 4 exons. Gene Ontology annotation, cellular component: cytoplasm; plasma membrane. Gene Ontology annotation, biological process: endosomal transport; endocytosis. The record is from RefSeq and is a predicted model, not a curated record.
UUUCGUAUAUUUUAUAGAUCAAGCUUUAUCGUGAUAUUAAGCAUUCUUUAUAGAACUUUAAAAGCGACUUAUUUUAUUUUGGCGACUCUCCCGAUGUCGCGCCUUGAAUCUGGAGAUGGUUUUCUGAAGCGCGAGCAGAAAAACCAGGAGGUGGUGGAGAAUGUGAUUGGUGAGCUGAAAAAGAUCUACAGGAGCAAGCUGCUGCCCCUGGAGGAGCACUACCAGUUCCAUGACUUUCACUCGCCCAAGCUGGAGGACCCGGACUUCGAUGCCAAGCCCAUGAUACUGCUGGUGGGGCAGUAUUCCACGGGCAAGACGACCUUCAUUCGAUACCUGCUGGAGCGAGACUUUCCCGGCAUUCGGAUUGGUCCGGAGCCCACAACAGAUCGGUUUAUUGCCGUGAUGUAUGAUGACAAGGAGGGCGUCAUACCCGGCAAUGCUCUGGUGGUGGACCCCAAGAAACAGUUCCGUCCAUUGUCCAAGUACGGUAACGCGUUCCUCAAUCGCUUGCAGUGCUCCAGCGUGGCCUCGCCGGUGCUGAACGCCAUCUCCAUUGUGGACACGCCCGGCAUCUUGUCCGGCGAGAAGCAGCGCAUCGAUCGUGGCUACGACUUCACAGGGGUGCUGGAGUGGUUCGCGGAGCGCGUCGAUCGGAUCAUCCUGCUGUUCGAUGCCCACAAGCUGGACAUCUCCGACGAGUUCCGGCGCUCGAUCGAGGCCCUCAAGGGACACGACGACAAGAUUCGCAUCAUCCUCAACAAGGCGGACAUGAUCGAUCACCAGCAGCUCAUGCGCGUCUAUGGUGCGCUCAUGUGGUCCCUGGGCAAGGUGCUGCAGACGCCGGAGGUGGCCCGCGUCUACAUUGGCUCGUUCUGGGACCAGCCGCUGCGGUUCGAUGCAAACCGACGGCUGUUCGAGGACGAGGAACAGGAUCUCUUCCGCGACCUGCAAUCCCUGCCCCGCAAUGCCGCCCUGCGCAAGCUGAACGAUCUGAUCAAGAGGGCGCGCCUGGCCAAGGUGCACGCCUUCAUUAUCGCUGAACUGCGCAAGGACAUGCCCUCGGUGUUUGGCAAGGACAGCAAGAAGAAGGAUCUGAUCAAGAACCUGGGCCAGGUCUACGAUCGCAUUCAGCGCGAGCAUUCGAUAUCGCCCGGCGACUUUCCGGACAUUAAGAAAAUGCAGGAUGUCCUGCAGCAUCAGGACUUUACCAAGUUCCAUUCGCUCAAGCCCCAUCUUCUGGACAUUGUCGACAACAUGCUGGCCAAGGACAUAGCGCGACUCAUGGAAAUGAUACCCCAGGAGGAGAUGACGCUCGUCAACGAGCCCAUCGUUAAGGGUGGUGCCUUCGAGGGUGUCAUCGACGACCACGUCUCGCCAUUCGGCUACAUGAAGGGCGAGGGCAUUGAUGCCGGCUGCGGAGAGCACGAAUGGAUUUGCAACAAGGAUAAACCACGCACAGACACCAUCUUCGAAGGCCUGAGCCCGGUCGAUGGCAAAAUAUCCGGUGCCACUGCCAAGCAGGAGCUAAUCAAAUCGAAACUGCCCAACUCGGUGCUUAGUAAAAUCUGGAAACUGUCCGAUGUCGAUGGGGAUGGCUUCCUGGACGCUGAGGAAUUUGCGCUGGCUUUGCACUUAAUCAAUGUCAAGCUGGAAGGCUGUGAGCUACCCACAGUAUUGCCGGAACACUUAGUACCACCGUCGAAGCGCUAUGCCUAAAUACAUACCCAAUAAUAUACAAAACACACACAAAUCAAUCGAAGACGUCGGCCAGCUGGCCAACUCCCACGAUGCACCAUGUUCGAUUCUGCCUUUUUAUAUGUACUAUACUCGU